AUGUCUACCUCGACUGUUACGGAAACCGAAACACCACAGCCUAAACCAGGAGACUCUAUAGUCUGGCGCUUCAACGAUGACCCAAUGCCCAAGGUCCCGCAGACAGGCGGUUGUCGCUGCGGUACCGUCCGCUUCCACAUCCAGCACGAGGUCUUGACCAAGCAGCCGGGCUUUCAUAUCCCGGUAAAAAUGUGUAAUUGUAGCAUCUGUGGGCGCAACGGCUAUCUCAUGAUCUUUCCAGAACGUGACGAAAUCGAAUGGAUCUCUGGAAAAGACACCCUAUCCGAGUAUAGGUUUGCAACCGAAAAGAAUGCCCACAAGUUUUGUGGCCGCUGUGGAAGCAGUGUCCUGAUGGAUCCUGAAGGGACAUGGAAAUCGUGGGCUGGUGAUGUGGUCGGCCUCAAUGUUCGCAUGCUCGAUGAUUGGGAUUUUGAGGAUUUACAUUUGCACAAGAAGAAUAGAAAAGAUUGUGAUCCUUCCAAGUACGCGACGCAAAUAAAGGCUGAAUGA
Messenger RNA from Pestalotiopsis fici W106-1, 510 nucleotides. RefSeq lists its product as uncharacterized. The coding region runs from base 1 to 510 and encodes 169 amino acids. The transcript has 2 exons. Gene Ontology annotation, molecular function: carbon-sulfur lyase activity. Lineage: Eukaryota; Fungi; Ascomycota; Sordariomycetes; Amphisphaeriales; Sporocadaceae. The record is from RefSeq and is a predicted model, not a curated record.